Eucalyptus grandis is the source of this 1680-nucleotide messenger RNA. RefSeq names its product CTD small phosphatase-like protein. Bases 471 to 1340 code for a protein of 289 amino acids. Lineage: Eukaryota; Viridiplantae; Streptophyta; Magnoliopsida; Myrtales; Myrtaceae. Gene Ontology annotation, molecular function: phosphoprotein phosphatase activity. The record is from RefSeq and is a predicted model, not a curated record. The transcript has 6 exons.
GGAUUGGUGCGUGAUGACAAUUUCCAGAAGAUAUUAUCAUUUUAUUCCGCUCCAUUAUUCUAACAAGAUCCAUCUUCCCAUUUUGGGGCGGAAGCUUCAAGAGCAUCGGUUGACGAGGAGCUGAUACGGCGCUUUGCUCUUUUGCCUUUUCGGAGUAGGAAAGUUUGUGUCUUUACUCACCACGGCCUGCAAUUUCUUAUUGCAUCGAGAAUUACUACGUUAAUCGCGUCUGACCCACGACGCCCGGACAAAUUAUAAACCGGUUGUCUUCCUCAGUCGUCAUGUUGGCGCGUCCUCUCUCUCUCUCUCUCUCUCUCUCUCGCCCGUUCUUGACUUUUUGUCUGUCUUGGAGGUCGACGAACGAAGAGAUUGGGCUCCUCCUGUGACUUCCUGACACAACCCAUUAACGAACCGCGCACGCUCGCAGAUACCCACUUUCUCGUUCGUCCAUCUUCCUCAGAAUCAGAGAAAUGUCUGCCGAGUUGACCCAGUCGCCCGGGACGACGACCCAGCUGUGGAGGUCGUUCUGGGACUUGUUCUCCUUCGUCUUCCAGUUCUUGUUGCGCAUCGCCACGGCCCUCGGGCCUCGCCACUUCCUCCUCUCCCGCUUCACCUCCUUCAGGCCCCUGCCCCUCGCCGAGCUGCCCGUCCAGGACCCACCCGCCGGCGUCGCCGCCGAAGAAGGCGUCGAGUCUCCCGAAGACCUGGAAAGGCUCACGGUGGUGCUUGAUUUAGAUGAAACUCUAGUAUGUGCAUAUGAGAUGGCGAGUCUGCCUGCUGCUACACGUGACCGAGCAGUGGAAUCCGGAUUGGAGUGGUUUGACCUGGAAUGCAUUUCUUCAGAGAAGGAUUCUGAAGGAAAGCCUAAGGUCAAUCUUGUGACGGUGUUUGAGCGCCCGGGCCUGCGAGAAUUCUUAGAACAGCUCCAUGAGUUUGCGGAUCUCGUGCUGUUUACUGCUGGACUUGAAGGUUAUGCAAAACCACUCGUUGACACAAUAGAUGUUGAGAAUAGAUUUAGUCUGCGACUUUAUCGACCUUCAACAAUUAGCACGGAGUAUAGGGAACACGUGAAGGAUCUUUCUUGCCUCUCAAAGGAUCUCAGUCGUAUAGUCAUUGUCGACAACAACCCGUUCAGUUUCUUGCUGCAGCCAGUUAAUGGGAUUCCCUGCAUUCCUUUUACUGCUGGACAGCCGCACGAUAAUCAGCUUCUGGAGGUCCUGGUUCCACUCCUGAAGCACCUUUCCAUGCAGAGAGAUGUGAGGCCCGUGCUCUAUGAACGGUUUCGCAUGCCUGAAUGGUUUCAGAAGUAUGGGAUCCCUGCUUUGGGCUUGCCGUCGUAGCAUCUAGACUUGAAGUUUCCAUUCUUUUUUAAUGAAUCUGAAGAAGUGGCAUCUUGCAUGAGGUUGAUGUUGGCCCAAUUGUCUCGCUGGUGUGGAAUCAGGUGGUCCAAAGGUGUCUAUCCUUUCCGUAUUUGCAGAGUAUCUAGCAUGGUUCUGACUUCUACAUCUUUGCUGAUAGAAAGAAGUCCUUGUAUGCAAUGUAGAUAGAAUCUAAAGUACUAUUCCUUGUAACAUUAUUUAUGUGCUUGCAGUCCUGUAGCAUGUCCAAAUUGCAUCUUUAGAUUGCUGAACACUAUCUCUUGAUCAAAUAAAAAUGAAGGGUUUUCACCGGUUGCUGGAA